Molecule: messenger RNA, 231 nt
Organism: Helobdella robusta
Lineage: Eukaryota; Metazoa; Annelida; Clitellata; Rhynchobdellida; Glossiphoniidae
Exons: 2
Biological process (GO): protein deubiquitination
Molecular function (GO): cysteine-type deubiquitinase activity
Source: RefSeq, a predicted model, not a curated record
GGUUAUGUUGGCCUUGACAACAUGGGCAAUACUUGCUUCAUUAAUUGUGUUAUUCAAGCACUCGCUAACACUCCGGAGCUAAGAAAUUAUUUUCUCAGUAAUAGGUACAAAAAGGAUUUGAACAAAACAAAUGUUUUGGGCACAGGAGGUUUGUUGGCAAAUGCAUUUGCAGACAUGAUGGUAGCACUUUGGAAGGGAACAAAUAAGUCAUAUUAUCCGAACAAAAUUAAA